AUGAGGAAGAGACAUAAAAACACUGUCAGAUUGCUUUAUGCUGAGGAUGGCUCUAGAUUGGAUACUUUUGAGACCAUGUAUGCUGAGAUGGUGAGGUUUUAUACUAUGUUACUUGGCAUGGAGGACACUUGUAUUAAAAGUUGUGAUGUGGAUGUUCUUAAGGGCUUGUUGGGGUAUGAACUUCCUUAUGCUAUUGUUGCUUCCCUAGUGAAGGAGAUCUCUAAUGAGGAAAUCAAAGCUUCCUUGUUUAAGCAAGGGAAUGAGAAGAGUCCUGGACCUGAUGGGUAUACUGCAUACUUCUUCAAAGUGGCUUGGGAUAUUAUUCAAGUUGAUUUUUUGGCUGCCAUUAGAGAGUUUUUCCAGACUGGUGUCCUGUUGUCUGCCUUCAAUGCAACAACCAUUGUCCUAGUGCCUAAGACUCCUAAUGUAGGUAUGGCUAAGGACUUUCGUCCCAUAUCUUGUUGCUCGGUUGUAUAUAAAACCAUUACUAGCAUCAUUGUUGAUUGUUUGGCUAGCUUCUUUCUAGACUUGAUUUUAUCGAAUCAGACUGCAUUUAUUAAGGGGAGCAACAUAGUUGAUAAUACACUAUUAGCUCAGGAAAUAGUUAGGGGAUACUCUCGCAACUCAAUGUCCCCUAGACGUGCUCUUAAAAUUUACCUUAGGAAGGCUUUUGAUUCUGUGUGCUUGGAUUGUUUGUUGAAAGUUCUUGCUGUCUUGGGGCUUCCUGAGGAAUUUAGAGUUUGGAUCAGGGCUUGUAUCACUGGUGCAAGGUUCUCUGUGGCAUUUAAUGGGAGCUUAGUGAGGUUUUUUAAAAGGAGAAGGGGGGUUAGACAGGGGGACCCUCUGUCCCCUUAUCUCUUUAUUUUAGUCAUGAAUGUGAUGUCUCAUUUGCUUAAUGUUGUUGCUUGUAAUGGCCUAAUCUGGUUUCAUCCUAAAUGCAAACGUGUCUCUCUCACCCACCUUAGUUUUGCUAAUGACUUGCUUAUUUUCUGUCAUGGUGAUGAGAGUUCUAUUUUGGGUGUUGUUAGGGUUUUGGAGGUUUUCUAUGAGUUAUAUGGUCUUCAGCUUAAUGCUGGUAAAUCCGAAUUGUUUGCUUGUGGGGUGCAAAAUGAUAUUUUAAGUAGGAUGCUGGCAGUAACUGGAUUUAAAUUGGGAAGACUCCCUGUUAGGUAUCUUGGGGUUCCUUUAGUCACUAGAAAAUUAGCAGUCAAGGAUUGCAUUCCAUUGAUUGAUAAGAUUAGAAGUAAAUUGAGCAUAUGGCAGUUGGUUCUGCCAAAUAAGGUCAUUAGGCAGGUUGAGCAGCUUUGUAUGAGAUUUUUUUGGAAGGGUAGUGACAUUCCUACUAGGGGGGAUAGAGUGAGCUGGCUGCAAAUGUGUUGGUUAAAAUCAGAGGUUGGUUUGGGUUUGAAGACUCUUGGCUGCUGGAAUAAGGUGUGUUGCUUCUUGCUGAUUAGGAACAUCUUAGCAAAUGCAGGGUCACUUUGGGUGGCCUGGAUCAAAGAAUAUGCUCUGAAGGGGACUGCUUAUUGGGAAGCCAGUCCUAAACCUCAGUUUAGCCAGAUUUUGAGAAAACUGCUUAAGCUUAGGAAUGAAGAUGCUGUCUUAUUUGGUAGUAUAGUGGAUUGGAACAUGGUUAAAAGUAAGUGGGUGUGGGAGAAGUUAAGAGACAAGAGGGAAAAGGUCAGAUGGGAACACCUUAUCUGGUUCCCCUUACAUGUCCCAAAAAUGUCAAUUGUUGCUUGGAUGGCUGUUUUGAAUAGGCUCCCUGCUAAGGACAGACUCAACAAUAUGGGAAUAGAGUUGGAUGAAGGUUGUGUUCUUUGUAAUGCUGGGCUUGAAGACAGGGACCAUCUUUUCAAUGACUGUGUUUUUACUAGGGGAAUUUGGAGCAAGGUCCUGCAAACUUGUAGAAUACCCCACAGGGAAUUGUGUUGGAGUGCUUCUCUGGCUUGGGUAGUAGCUAACUUCAGGGGUAAAUCCUUGUUGAUUUGUAUUUUGAAAUUGGCUUGGAUUUGCCUUUUAUACUUUGUGUGGAAAGAACGUAACCUCAGGUGUUUCAGGGGCUGCUCUAGGAUAGCUGAUGAUAUAUUUGAAAGUAUUAGGAGAUCAGUUGGUGCUAGGUUACAAGGAUAUAGCAUAAACAAGAUGUGUGCAGGUCCAUGGGCGGUUGCUUAUGGGGAGCUUGCUCUUUCUUGCAUUUUGCUGCUUGCUUUCUUAUUUUGUGAUGGCUGCUUUGAAAUGGUGGCAUCAGAGGAGUCAGUGAUGUCAGACGAUACGACAGUAAACAGUAACGGUGACGGUAGACGUGGCAGUGAGCAAUGCUACUCGACGGCUACGACUAUCCACCCUAGGGUUAUGAUGAAAACCCUAAGGCUAUAUCUCAUCUGGGUCGUUGGAUCAAGGUUAAAUUCAACGGCUAGGAUCACUGGUGGCUGUGGUGAUGACAGGAAACUCUAA
Messenger RNA from Hibiscus syriacus, 2457 nucleotides. RefSeq lists its product as uncharacterized. The coding region runs from base 1 to 2457 and encodes 818 amino acids. The transcript has 4 exons. Lineage: Eukaryota; Viridiplantae; Streptophyta; Magnoliopsida; Malvales; Malvaceae. The record is from RefSeq and is a predicted model, not a curated record.